Menidia menidia (Atlantic silverside) is the source of this 3707-nucleotide messenger RNA. The record is from the annotation of a GenBank genome assembly. Lineage: Eukaryota; Metazoa; Chordata; Actinopteri; Atheriniformes; Atherinopsidae.
UGGGGGUUUGAGGAAAGAGUCAACGAUGGCUGCCUCCUUAGUGCGAUGGCUCAAGAGGUUGUACGUCUUUGUGCUAAUAUGCCCUCUGUGUGUCCCGGCAUACCUAAAUUUGGAGGAGCUGAAUGAGAUGAAAUAUGGGAUCCAGAUUCUUCCUGACCCCGUCAUAAUGGGCCAGACUAAGACAGAAGAAGUAAUGAUGGUGUCCAGUAAGUAUAAACAACUCUACGAGUGUCGACUUCCAGCCCAGGCAGUCCGGUUUCAUCAGGACCCAGCAUCUGAGCCUGACCCACAGGGAUACGCUGGACCUGACAUCCCAGACCUGCUCAGGCCGAUGCACAAAGCCCCAUGUCUAGUAAAGACCAAGGACUGGUGGACAUAUGAGUUUUGUCAUGGACAGCAUAUCAGACAGUACCACCUUGAAGAUAUGUUUUACCCUUCAGACACAGAAAUCAAAGGGGACAUUCUCUUCCUUGGCUACUAUGAGUCUGAGUUUGACUGGAGCAAUGAAACAGCAAAGGCCUCAAAGCAGCACAAGCUAAAACGAUACCACAGUCAAACUUAUGUAAAUGGAUCCAAGUGUGACCUAAAUGGAAAUCCCAGAGAGGCUGAAGUUCGGUUUGCAUGUGAAGAAGGCUCUGUUGACUACAUCGCCCGUGUAGACGAGCCUCAGUCAUGCCGCUAUGUCCUGACAAUUCACACCAGUCGCACCUGCCAGCAUCCAUUCUUGCGACCACCUUCUACUGCCAAGCCGCAGAGUAUCGUGUGCCAGCCAGCGCUAAGUGCACAGCAGUACAUGGAUUAUGUGAAAGCUCAAGUCUCGGACACGAAGCGUAAAGUGGAACAGAUCUCAGAGGAGCUUAAGAGCAUCGAUGAGAUGUUGGCUGGUAAUGAAGGGGCAGAUGGAACAGUGGAGGUAACAGCAGAGGAGACCUCGACCUCACCCAACAAUGACGGGUUGGAUAUAAAAGAAGAGGCAGAAGAUUCAGACUUCUGGGAGGGAGUCACAAAGCCCGGAAAUCCAAAAACGACAGCCUCUCAGCAGGAUAACGAGGGGGAAGAUGGUAGCGUUAACUCACCAACAGAGAAUGAAGUCAUAGAUGAUGGUGAUGAAGUAGAGAAAUUCAACUUUAAAAUCAUCACUGACCCAGCAGAUCUAAUGAAAUUUGUCCAGCAUCUUAAGGAGAGUAACAGAAAGAAAGCAGAAAACCAAGCUAAAAGCGUUGAAGAGAAAGCAGCGAGCAGGAUGCUAACAGAGAAGCACAUAGAGGAAGAGGAGGAGAAGGACGAGGAUGAAAGGCUGUUAGACGAGUUUGAAGAUGAAAUGGCUGAUCUCUCGGUUCCCUCUGAGAAGAUAGAGGAGAUAAAGGAGGAAAUGCAGAAGGAGUUUGACAACAUCAUAAAUGAGGUUUCAGAACAUGCCGAGCAGGAAUUGGAGACAGAGGGACUGAAAGGAGAAUUUGAUCGCACUCAGGCAACUCAGACACUGGAGACCACACUGGAUAAGCUGCUCGAUCAUCUGGAGGAAAAAGACGCCGAGGACCCAGAACAACAAAUCGUCCAAAGAGCGAGUGACCCAACCAGGGGCAGCCCCAGCCUGGCUCCCAAGCAGCCAGACCAAGCAGCUGAUGACCAUGUUAAGAUCAAAAUUACUAAAUAUAAGACGGGCAGCAGCCCCGAUGGGGAUGUCAAAAUUCAGGAGAUGGGCGAAGGAGACCCCCAGUGGCAGCACAUAAAGGACGUGGUUAAAGAACAGCUAGAGAAGGCAGGACUGAAGGCCGAAGGUAAAAUUGAGGUGAAGAUCUUAACACGAAAGAAUGCAGAAGAGGCGGGGGAUCAAUGGCUGACUGAGGAGGAUACAAAGUCUUUCAGGGAACUGCUCAUAAAUCUCCUGACUGGAGGAACUGAAGAAGUUUAUAAAGAGCAAAAAAGGCAGCAGGAACUGGAGAACAACUACAGGUUUGUGUGGGGAGAAAACCAAGAGGAGUCCCAGUCAACCAGCACAUCUGACUCGGAUGAUGUGGACAUAUGAUCUCACCAAGCACUUUUCAGUGCUACUAUUGGGAUGUUGAACUCCUGUGGAGACCUGUUGGAAGAGGGACUCUGAAGUGGCGUGCCAGUUUUAAAAUAAGAAGAGAGAGCACACACUUGAUUAAAUUAUUGCUGUUAUGUCUGGCAGAUAUCGGCUCAGCUGUUUGCACAUUCAGUGUUGGUGUGUCUUGAAAAGGCAAUAAUGUAGGUGUCAUUGAUGGGCACUGUUCAUAUGUUGCACAAUGAACCCACAUGUCAACUGUGCCUGUACAGUUGAAUGAAGUUAUGCAUUUUGUCUUUUUAGAUGAGAUUCAGUUUUGAUAGAUGGACAAAAUAGCACAGGAAUAUAACAUCAAGUGCAUUUUCAGAAAUACUUCCCAUUUUUACCAGACAAUUACAUUUAGUUAUGUAGUUGUCAACAGCAUUCACUCGGGCACAGUUGUUCUCAUUGUUGCCAUUGACAAAGUCCUUACCUUCAAAGUGACAGAGAUGGAGAUUUUUUUUUUUCUUUUUGUACCUCAACAGACUGAAUCAAGCAUCUGCAGAAUUUGCUCCACAUAUUCACAAAAAUGUAUCCUAAUGUCUGGGAAUGAAAAGCAAAGUACAAAUGCUCAAGAUUUUGUAUUCUAGUUCUUUCUGGGUUCUUUUCUUUGUUCUUAGUUUUUGUUUUGUUUUUUUCUUCAUGGCAUACUUUGUUCAGUGAAAAAUUACAUGUAAAAAUGACUUUGGAUUCCAUAUUUGUUAGUACACAUGCUGAUCCACUUUACAUUUUCAAACAGAUUUUGUAAACUCUGUCAAUUUUCCAAAUACUUUUUUGUUAGGUAGUCGCACACUGUUUAAAAGAAAUCCAAAUGCUCACAGGCAUGCAGAGUAAGUGUCUCAAGUAUGCAUUUUUUGUUUUUUUUGUUUUUUUUUUUGUUUAACAUUUGACCAAAAAAAGGUAAUUUCCUUUGAUAUGGCAAAUUAAAAGAAGACCACUUCAAUGUGGAUGAGAUCCAGAAUACGAAAGUACUUCAGCAGAUACUUAUAGGCUUAGAUUGUAUAAUUUGUGAAUAACUGACUACCUGGAGCUGGAGAUGCACAUAAGUAUUGUGUCAAUAUGCUUUUGGAUUCAUUUGUUGUAUGUGAGUGCAGCUUAAAUGCGGAGCUACCUGAUUAAAAAUGUUUCCAUUUCUUACUGCCUGGUGUGUUUAAAAAAGAAAAGAAGAAAACUGCAUUGUGUGAACACAAUGGAAGUAGUGAGAUAAUCCAGGUAUAUUUAUUUGCAAUAUCGACUGAAUUUACAUCGCAUUUUCCUCCACCCAUGUUACCUUUCUUGUCUAAAUGUUGACGGAUUGUGAGGCUAGUAAAGUUUAAACCUCAGGUGACCAACUUUUAAGACUUGAACAUCAGCCCUCUAGUAAAACUGACAUAAAAAACCUUCAAUUGUAUUCUUAAUUUAGGCUUUGCUCACUUUGUUUUGGCUUGUGAAAAGUAAUCAACUGUUUAAAUUGUCAUCAAUAAUAUUACAAAAAAGGCUAUGUUAAACAUCGCAUAGUUUCCCAAACCACAUAACUGCAUGACUAACUUCUAACUUACCUUUGACAGCAGCCUGUCUUUACAGUCAGUCUGACCUGACUUUCUCUUUUUAUCAUCUGUUUGCAUUAUUUUGCAGUGUGAUAAUAACAUUAGAAAUGAUC